Kogia breviceps (pygmy sperm whale) is the source of this 1212-nucleotide messenger RNA. RefSeq names its product histone PARylation factor 1 (gene HPF1). Gene Ontology annotation, molecular function: poly-ADP-D-ribose binding; histone binding. The record is from RefSeq and is a predicted model, not a curated record. Gene Ontology annotation, cellular component: nucleus. Gene Ontology annotation, biological process: regulation of protein ADP-ribosylation; DNA damage response. Lineage: Eukaryota; Metazoa; Chordata; Mammalia; Artiodactyla; Physeteridae.
AAGCAGUCGGCGUCGCACGUGCUCUCGGCGGGACGGGCUUCUUCCUGCAGCGGCUACAGGAUGGCGGGCGGCGGCGGGAAACGCAGGCCUGGCGGGGAGGGGCCGCAGGGUGAAAAAGCAGUCGCCGUGAAGAAGGGGAAAUGCUGUGAAGCUGACGUGCCCAGUGACCUUCGAAGAGAAGUAGAAAGUCGUUACAGGCUUUCUCUGCCUGAAGAUUUCUAUCACUUCUGGAGGUUCUGUGAAGGACUUGAUCCCGAACGGCCAGCCGAUUCACUUUCUGCAAGCCUUGGACUUCGAUUAGUGGGUCCUUAUGAUAUCCUUGCCGGAAAACAUAAAAGGAAGAAGAAGUCAGCAAGCCUGAAUUUUAACCUUCACUGGAGAUUUUACUAUGAUCCUCCUGAGUUCCAGACCAUUAUUAUUGGAGAUGGUAAAACUGAGUUCCACAUGGGGUAUUUCAGGGAUUCUCCUGAUGAACUUCCUGUAUUUGUCGGUACAAAUGAAGCAAAGAAAAAUUGUAUAAUUGUUCAAAAUGGAGAUAAUGUGUUUGCUGCAGUCAAAUUAUUUUUGAUGAAAAAACUUAAAGAAGUAACAGAUAAAAAGAAAACUAGUCUCUUGAAAACCAUAGAUGAGAAACUCACAGAAGCAGCCAGAGAACUGGGGUUCUCACUGGAACAGAGAACCGUGAAGAUGAAACAGAGAGAUAAGAAAGUCGUGACAAAGACCUUUCAUGGAGCAGGCCUGGUUGUCCCAGUAGACAAAAAUGGUGUGGGAUACCGAGAACUCCCUGAAGCCGACGCCAGUCUCAGGAGAAUCUGCAAGACGAUCGUGGAGGCCCCCAGUGAUGCUGAGAGACUCAGAGCUUUUGCUCCUGUUCAGGAAAUGAUGACUUACGUGCAGUUUGCUAAUGACGAGUGUGAUUACGGGAUGGGGCUGGAGCUGGGGACGGACCUCUUCUGCCACGGCUCCCACUAUUUUCAUAAAGUUGCUGGCCAGCUUUUACCUCUUGCAUAUAACCUGUUGAAGAGGAAUCUGUUUGCAGAAAUUAUUGAAGCUCACCUGGCAGACAGGAGCAGAGGGGACGUGGACCGGCUUGCAGCGUGAGUGGGAGGUGCCUCUCUCUGGCGCACAGUGUGUCAGAGCUUCAGUAUGAAACGGGAUGUUUUGUUUUCAAGGAGUACAGCAAAUAAAUGGACGGGAACAUUGCUAAAAGCU